AUGACGACGCGGCAAAUUCAUGCCUUUGCUCAGCUGAUCGAUCAGCUCCCUGUCGGCGUCCAGGAGUCUGAGUUUAUUGAUGGAGCCGUGGCCGCGAACUCUGGUAAACUGGGCUUCAGUUCCUUUACUGAUUCCCAGCACUUCCAGUAUCCGAGACGGCCCCCAUGCAGCAGCAACGAGGGGUGUUACCCGCAGCACGACGGGUCAUACGGGGUUCUAACCCCUAGAGCUCGAACUGGGGGGGAAGAGCCGACGGGUUUCGUCGGCUACGGGAGCUCCUCGUGGGACGGAAGGCCUCCAUGCUUCUCAAGCGGCUCCCUCGGAGGAGCGGGGGACGAUGUGAGCUCCCGCUUCCACCACCCCGUUCCGCAGGGCAACCACGCGCUGGCGUCCGCGUACGACCAUGGCCUGGAUAAGCCGUACGUAGACUGUGGGCGCGGCCCGAGCCGCUGCGGCGGCGAAGUCGGGGAUUGUAGCGAUUCGCACCGCCGGGCAAGGGCUCCUGUCUUCGACAGCAAAGACUCAAGCAACAACAGAGCCAUAUUUGCCGCCGAUUCGCCGGCAGCGCCUCCUUCCUCUCUUGCGCCAAACAGCUGCCACCAGGGUGUCGCUUCGUACUACGCGCCGCCUCCUCAGAGAGUCCAGCAGCAUCAGCAGCCCCCGUUCAACACAAAUUAUUGCACGCCUGCUUCCCACGGCCACGCGGAAAGUUCGCCCAACGCGGCGUCCAUGCAUGCUCACUACCACAGCAGGAACGACGGGGACCGAGAUGCCUACCGUCUGCCUGGUGCGGUGCCGGGAAGUCUCGGAGACAGUCGCAGCGAACACGAGAUUCCGCCAUGUGGGGGAUACAGUGAUUUCCGUUCGGGGCCCGCUCCGCGUCUGCCCACAGUGCCCCAGCCCGGCGCCGAGGGGUUGGGUAAUGCCUUUGGGAGUGACGCUGUCGUGGAUAACGGCGUUUUAGUUGAAGGCGGGUUUUACGGAUCCUCGCCUUGUAUAUCUGCGGGUGCAUCAGCCUCGAGCUCUUGCGUUUCGCCGUAUAACACUACCGGCCUUGGUGGGCAUAUCAAUGACGGCUUUUCUCUCGAUCGUCCUCGUUCUCUUCUGAUGGGAUCAGGCGGCCCUAAUGUGAGAAGCACAGGCACCCCAGGGACGCCUGCUCCUAGCGACAGUUCGAAUGUUUCUUCUCCUGUGGCGUCUUGCGGGAAUCGGACCACAAGCCAUGAGGGAGAUCCACUUCACCCUCAGAGCUACGCGAUGUCUCGUCCGAUGUCAGGUCUACAGCAGGCUUCGUCCGCCCCGGGGCCCCACAGCUGCGACAGCGUCCAUCCUUCGAGGGGCUCCCUGCCCUCCUUGUAUCACGCUCAAGAGUUUAGCAACGGGAACGGCGGCGAAAGUCAUACAGCACCAUCCAGUGGCUGCAAGAAGUCUCGCUGUUACUCUGCUCGUGGCGCAGACGUGUCGGGCAUGUUUUCCUCCGGGGUCCCUCUGUCUUCAUACAGACGGGAUGAAAGCGUGUGUCGGUCUGACUGCCGGUGCGGCGAGCCUCCCCAGGAAUUCAGCGCCGCACAGAACUUCACGCAAAAUUCUGUGAGCCACCAACACAGGUAUGGCGGAAGGGGCGAGGACCGCCGACCUAACGACAUGCCAUCAGGCUGUCCUGCAUCACCACCUUCCCUCCAGUGUUUGGAGCCCGCGGGGUCGGGAGACAGUGUUCGCCCCAGCGUCACGGAUUCGGAUCCAGCACAGCAGAUGCCGAUGAGUCCGUUUUGUCAUCCCGCCGCUGGCAGAGAAGAGGGCCGGCGGCAAGAUGGAGCUUGCGGAAAUGGGCAGAAUUUCAUCGAGGCCACGCCACUCGUUGGAGCCUGCAACCCAGGAGCAGGGUUGACGAGUUGGCCUGGCACUCGGACCUCUUUGCAGAGUGCACCAUCCUCAUGUUUCGGACCAACCCCCCCCUUCUUCCAGAACCCGGGGAAUUCGUCUGUGCUCACCGCCAGUGGGAACACGCCAGUCGCUGGUGCCGAUCGCUCCUCCGGAGCUUUCGGCGCAGUUGCCGCUUCGCAGGCUAAACAUGAGCGUCGACACUCUGGUGGAAGUCAGCACCCUGCUGUGGCUCAAGAAAGCAGUCUGUUGAAUGCUGGAUCCUGCGUGUCGUCUUCUUCGGCCUCGACGUUUGAGGGCAACAGCAGCUGCGGCAGUGGCGGGAGCCGAAACGGCUCUCCCGUCAACUCCCCUAGACAACGGUCUAGCAAGCUCCGCCGACCUCAGUCAGCCGUCGGGCGCUCGCUUGUUCACCGUCGUGUUUCGGGCGCGUCGACCGGCCCCGGCCCCGGUGCUAGCGGGGAAACAGCAUCGCUGCACGGCGACCCGCCGAAAAACGGACAUAAUUGUUUGUCGAGCAAGCCAUCGAAGAAUAUCGAGGCCUCCGCCGAUACAGCUCGUGCGGGACAGGGUGGAGGCUCCGUUUCCCGCGAGGAAGCCGAGGGCCUCGGGGGCGAUCAAAAAGGCGCACAGGGCUGUGGAGGCGGCGCUGCGGAAGACAGGUGCGACGUGAGCGCUUCCAGCGCCGCCGUGGGACGCCUCCUCUCUGCCAAAAUCGAAGGAGUCAGCAUGCAUUCGGACGGCGGGCCUGAAAGAUCAAUCUCUUCGAUUUUAGAGGGGAACAAAGGAAUCUCCGCGAGUGGGUCUCAGCAGCCAAUGCCAGGCUCCGUAGAAGAUGGUGGCCCAGGGGACGCAAACAAGGCUGACGGAGCAGCAGACGCCAAGUCGUUUCUCUGUGAACGCCGUCGGGCUGUCGGAGACGGGCGAGAAGACGGUCGGAAGGCCUGCCGACGCAUAGAGGAGCACGUUGAUGGAACGCAUAUUGUCGAUGCCCUGCCUGCAGCGUGCACUACCGGUCACGCGAUGGAUAGUGAGUUGCGUUCCCAUACACCGGGCGGCGACAGCAACAUCGUUAUGCACGGCAGACGCCUUGGUGCUGCCGGGCAGCUCGGGGAGAACGGAGUUUGUGGCAGGCAAGGCGGAACCGGCGAGCUGUUGACGAGCCGGUACAACCUGACAGGGAAGGAUACGGGCGUGGGAGUGGCUUCGAGGGGAGACAGGAGGGGGGAGGCGGCCGUCGGUGACAUUCAGGGAGGGAUAACAAAGACCGACAGCGUCAGUGAUGAAAUGGAGAAGGCGAAACAGGGGAACGCUCUGGGAAGGACGACCGCUGCGGCACACGAGACCGACGGCGAUGACCAAGAGCGCGUGUCGACUGUCGUCCGAGCCCUCGAGGAAGAACUAAACAAGGUUUCGGAGGAGCUACGAGAGGUCAUCUGCCAACGGGAAGAGGGCCGCGAAUUUUUUCAAAACUUUUUUUUCGAUCGAAAGCAACGGUAUCUCUCUCGUCUUCAAGAGAUUCGUCCUUUCCUAGGGUCCGCUUUCAAUGACGUCUUUCGAGCAGUCACGGCGUGCCGCACCGUCGGUCAGUUGAGCACAUGGGUCGCGGCGUUCGACUUCUCCGGUGCCGCCACGGCGUCGCCAGGUUUCGCUGCGUCACGGGUCUUGGAGGUUUUCAACUCUGGCGCGGCCGCGCCCUUGCAUGUAACGGUCGACGGUUUCUGUUCUCAUAUGCCGCCAUCGCUUCGAACGCCACCUGCAGGGGGCCUGGACUGGGAUGUGGAGAACUCCGGCGCGGGGGUGCGCGUGCGAAAAUGUCUCUCGUCUUGUGUGGCGGAGGUCUCCUCGAGUCGGGACGGGGGCGUCAGGGGGGGAAGAACGACAUCGGCGGUCACGCGGCCGACGGAUGCAGCGGACACGCUGCUCGGGUAUCGAGCUUGUUGCACUCGAAAUUUUUCUCCCACUUCGUUUGUGCUUCGCGUACCUUCUCUCAACGGCGUGCCUCAUUUGCUGCCCUUCACCUGCGUCCGCGGCGACGAGAACGCGUGUGACAGCGGGAGAGCUGACAGUCCCCUGGGUGUCCGCGCACAACGCUCGACUGGCGCGGUGAUUCGGACUGCAGUGAGAACUCGAGGGUACGAAGCCGAGGACCUUCCUGCCCGUGUUUUGGGUACGGCGGACUCCGGGUCACGCCACAUAGCCCGUCCUCCCCGUGUACGUCUCUGCAGUUUGGGAGACAGCGUAGGCGAAGAGGAAGACAACCUUCAGCAGAGACACCCGCCGCUCUCUGCCAGCAGUCCGAUGGACGUUUUCUCGGGGCCCGGAGGCCUCGUGGAGAGUCUUCAUAAAGGGGUCUCGCCCCGCACUACAAGCCUAGAAGACCAUGUGGCAAGCCGCGUGACGGGCUCUCCGACCUCCUUGUUCGUCCCUUUCAUAGAUUUCGAGUGUGGCCCCGCCAGCGGUGCGAACGCGUCUCGCGCAGGCAGCAGGGUAGACACGGGUUUUUGGUCGUUCGAAGCCGUUCCAGCGGGCGCCGGCGGCCGGUCGGAGGGGGUAGGGAACGCGCGCGACGACUGCGCAGGUCUGUCGUCGGGUUUCGCUGGCGAGGGCGCAGACUCCGCUGGCGCUGCGAAAGACGGAGAAGGGGUCGGCGCGCCAGGAUCCAAUCGCGGAGCCCGGUCUGCGUCCGACUCUUUCGGGAAAGCGUCUGAACAGCAAGCAAGCAGUGGCGGUGUGCACCCGUCAACUUGCCACCACCAAGAGGCGUCAGGGGAUCCAGGGUCAGAGGCGGAGGACGCGACUGCGCCUGGAAGCCCUUUAUUCGAGAAGGCAAGCAAGACUGACGGGUCCUCGAUUGAGGCAGAGCCGUACUCGAAUGCGAAGAGUCAGAGCGAUAGAGACAGUUCAGGGUCGCCAGGCCCGCAUUGUGAAGGAUUACCACCGAGCUGGCAUCGGAACGAGAACGGUCCAUUGUGUGGCAAGAGUGCGGGGAUGCGUCCGGUCGGCGAUCGAGAUUCUGGUUGUGCAGCGUCAACUCGAGACACCGAUAACGAGGCUCAAAUGGGAGAAUCUCCAGCCGGAGCAGGCACUGGCGAGAUACGUUUUGAUCAGUUUGAUAAUUUGAAUCGAUCCGCCCAGAGUGGCAGCCUUCUGAGUACACCCUCAAGCUUGAACGGUCCUGACGCGAGCGUCUUUGGCAGUCAAGUGGCGCAGCCGGAUUGGUCAUCCGGGUCGUAUCGACUGCAGAAACUAAUUUCGAGUCCGCAACUACGGUAG
Besnoitia besnoiti is the source of this 5157-nucleotide messenger RNA. RefSeq lists its product as uncharacterized. The transcript is spliced from 5 exons. The record is from RefSeq and is a predicted model, not a curated record. NCBI's taxonomy places the organism in Eukaryota, Apicomplexa, Conoidasida, Eucoccidiorida, Sarcocystidae. The coding region runs from base 1 to 5157 and encodes 1718 amino acids.